AUGUGCAAAUGGAUGCUACCCGCUCCCGGGCUCCUUUCUGACUCCUCCGUUGGCGCUGCCCACGCCGGGCUGCCCACGCCGUCGUUACCCGCCUCUGCCUCCUUCCGUCUGGCAUGCCUCCUCCUCUUGCUCCUGCUGGGGGGUUCGUCUCACGGAGGGUGCCCCCCGGGUUUAGGACGUGACCCGCUCCAGGCUUUGGCGCGGGGAGCGAACUGCUCGUGGACUCUGGAGAGACACACGCGCAGUUACAAUCACUUGGAGGGCGACGUGCGUUUACGACGCCUCUACUCCGCCAACAAGUUCUUCCUCUGCAUCGACAAGACGGGCAAAGUGGACGGAACGCGCCGGAAGAACCACCCCGACAGCCUGAUGGAAAUCCGAUCUGUCAGUGUGGGAGUUGUCGCCAUCAAAUCUGUCAGCACAGGACUGUACUUAGCCAUGUCCAAAAAAGGAACACUGUUUGGAUCGGCAAGGUACACGCCCAGCUGUAAGUUUAAAGAGCGCAUCGAAGAGAACGGCUACAACACGUAUGCCUCUCUGCGCUGGAAACACGGGGGGAGGCAGAUGUUCGUGUCCCUAAACGGGAGAGGGAGGCCGAGGAGGGGUCACAAAGCCCGCAGGAGGCACCUGUCCACCCAUUUCCUCCCCAUGCUACCGACAUAG
Molecule: messenger RNA, 663 nt
Organism: Chanos chanos (milkfish)
Lineage: Eukaryota; Metazoa; Chordata; Actinopteri; Gonorynchiformes; Chanidae
Gene: fgf22
Product: fibroblast growth factor 22
Exons: 3
Coding region: 1-663 (220 amino acids)
Molecular function (GO): growth factor activity
Source: RefSeq, a predicted model, not a curated record